This is a messenger RNA of Haliotis rubra (blacklip abalone), 2701 nucleotides long. Its product is annotated as cholinesterase-like. Gene Ontology annotation, biological process: acetylcholine catabolic process; choline metabolic process. Gene Ontology annotation, molecular function: acetylcholinesterase activity. NCBI's taxonomy places the organism in Eukaryota, Metazoa, Mollusca, Gastropoda, Lepetellida, Haliotidae. Gene Ontology annotation, cellular component: plasma membrane. Bases 40 to 1716 code for a protein of 558 amino acids. The record is from RefSeq and is a predicted model, not a curated record. The transcript has 4 exons.
AGUAGUGUACAGAGUGAACCUGUAGAGUCAGGUACAAGAAUGGGGACAGGAGCAAAAUUCGCGCUUGCGACUUUGUUGGCGGUGUUACAUAUUGCAAGGACUCAGAAAGUGUCAACUCUAAAUGGACCACUUCUUGGACAACGACUGUCAGUGUUGGGCAAGUCCAUUGACGUAUUCUAUGGAAUUCCAUAUGCCAAGCCUCCUGUAGGCGAUCUCCGCUUCAAAUAUCCACAGCCUUCAGAGUCAUGGGGGCCGGAAGUUUGGGAUGCACAAAAACCGUCGUCAUCUUGCUUCCAAAUUAAAGAUGCUCUUGACACAGAUGAGACUCACAAACAGAUACCCGACGAUUACAGUGAAGACUGCCUUCAUCUUUCAGUGUGGGCUCCGUCAGACAAUGUUGGCAAUCUGGCAGUGAUGGUCUGGAUCUAUGGUGGAGGUUUUUAUAGUGGAUCUACACGAAUGCCACUGUAUGAAGGAAAAUACCUUGCAGCAGAGAAUGACGUCAUCGUUGUUUCAAUGAAUUACAGAUUGGGGCCUCUAGGGUUCAGCUACCUUGGACCAGACACCAUCCCUGGCAAUAUGGGCUUGAUGGAUCAACGACUGGCCUUACAGUGGGUGAAAGACAAUAUUGCCAACUUUGGUGGAGAUCCAACCCGAGUGACCAUUUUUGGAGAAAGUGCUGGUGGUGUCAGCGUGAGUGACCACCUGGUGUCACCUCUGUCACGUGACCUGUUUGACAGAGCCAUCAUGCAGAGUGGGACCCUCACUUGCCCAUGGGCAUACACGGUGCCCAAAACAGCAAAAUUAGCAAUACAGAAGUUUGCUGAUCAUCUUGAAUGUCCUUCAUCUUCAACUGAUGCAGACAUCCAUGAGUGCUUGAAAACAGCAGAUGCACAAGAUAUGGCAGACCUUCAGCGCGUUUUGUUUGAUGAAGGUCUUGCAUUUGUUCCAGUAGUGGAUGGGUACUUCCUUCCUGAUGACCCCAAAAGUCUUCUGUCCAGCGGAUCCAUCAAGCAGACCAGUGUAUUGCAUGGGUUCACAGGAGACGAGAUUACACUAUUUUUGGCAAUGGCUUUGAAGCAGAUGAGAAACGUGUCCACAUUACAUGAAACGCUUAUUUUAAGUCAACCAGAAUAUGAAAGUCUUCUUACCUUUGACUCUGUUACUGGUAGAGAAUUUGUAGAGCCUCUUCGCCUGUUUUAUGAAAGUCAAACAUCCCCUCUAAGGGACACUCACCAUUUGGAUGUAGUGACACGCAUGAUUUCAGAUAGGGAUAUCAAGUGUCCUCAUCUUGAGUUUGACAGAUUGUACUCUCCUGCCAACCCUACCUACGUCUACAGUUUUAAUCAUCGACUGUCAAUUAGUCCGAAUCCAAAGUGGAUGGGAGCAGCCCACUGGUACGAGCUUGACUUUGUGUUUGGUUGGGUUCUGGAAAAGUCUCUGGGAUAUACAGAGGAGGAGAUGGAACUCAGCAGGACCAUCAUGACGUACUGGACCAACUUUGCCAAGUCAGGCGAUCCGAACGCUCCUGUUCCCGUCAAGGUGAACUGGCCAGCCUCUUACAACACUGAUCUCUCCUACAUGGCCCUUGACGUGGGCAGCAAAUUAGCAGCAGGACACGGGGUAGUCCACCACGAAUGUGUCUUCAUCAACAGGAUUCUACCCAUGAUUUCUAAAGACUCACCAGAAGGGCAGGAGUACUGCACAAGAGGAUGAUAGGACAGCAUCAUACUAAUCUGUCCCAAGUUGAAAUACAGAUACAUCAUAAUGUUUUUAACGCCCUUUUGAACUGUAUGUGAAGUCCCUUUUUGUACGGCUUAAUCACAUUCACUUCCAAAAUCAACCACAGACACCUGUCAACGACUUCGUGGAAUAAUUAUGUUGUUCGUCGUGGUUUCAUGUCAAAUUUGUUUUAGCAUACUGUGUCCUGCAAGUCAGUUAGUGCGUGUGUGUAGUAGCUGCAUUGUAAGCUAAACAGUUUGUUUCAUUUUUGCCCUGCUGGGUUAAAUUAUGUAUGCAAUAUCUACAUUGACUAGAAAACUGGCAUUUACGCUACAUACUUGAUAGUCAACUGAUACAGUUGUUAUCUGCGUCAUUGACUCGGGGAAGCCAAGUGGUCUACAUAGAUGCAUUAGUUUCACAAGAACAUGGAAACAAAAACACAUGCUCGCAUUGCAUUUGACAACCUUGUUCUCACCAAGAACAUAUGGGUCAUAUGAGACGAUGAAAGGGAUCGGGUGAUCAGGCCCGCUGAUGCAUGUCAAUGUAUCCCAUUGACGUAGACACAUGCUCAUGAUGUUGAUCACUGGAUGACAGGUCCAGGCACGAUUACUUACAUGGAAAAGUGUAAAGAAACAAACAAAACCACUGUCCAAGUGCUUGUAAGGUCGGAGGCGAUCUAUGACAAACGAUGAGGUCAAUUUAGUUUAGAAAUAUAACAGUGAACGAUUGAGUUAGGUUUAAAGUUAAUGAUUUCAGUUGCCUUGAUGUGGUUUGAAAGCUGUAAGCAUUGCAGGUGUCGGUAGUUUACACGUGAGGUGAAAACAACGGAUAUGGUGACGAUAAACCAAGAAACACAGCCGUACAACGCAUAAUACUGUUUUAAGACGAAGUAGAUAAUCAAUAAACAGCUAGUAUAGUUUUACGCCGCUUUUAGCAAUAUUUCAGCAAUAACGGAUUCAAUAAACAGGUAUCACAAGUA